UCUGCUGGUUGUCUCAGUUAGAAGUUUAGCAGCCAUGAAUCGAGCAAAGGCGGCGUUUCUCACUACCUGCCGAUUCGCCAGCUCACUCGCGGCGACUCGGUUCGACGUCAUAGCUCCGCUGCUUUAUUCUCAGGUGACUCGGUCCUCUCACCUCUCUGACUUCCUUUCAAAUCAAUCCCACUUCGUCAACACCCAUCAAAAGCUAUUCUUUUCCUCGACCCCCAACUCGGUUCUGCAACUCGUUCUGGCCAACAAGUGGUCCGCCGAGUUGGAGACCGAGUUGUCGGAGUCGUGCCCAUCACUGACCCACGAUGUAGUAAUCUAUGUUUUGAAGAAAUUGGACAAAGACCCACGAAAAGCUUGGGAUUUUUUCAAUUGGGUCUGCGAGAAAGACGGAUUUAGGCCAAGUUCUUCGGUGUUUAGCUUAAUUCUUAGGGUUUUAGUGCAUAAGAAUUCGAUGAAGGAGUUUUGGAUUGCUCUGAGGAAUAUGAAAGAGCAGGGAUUUUUCAUUGAUGCGCAAACUUAUGUGGCGAUUAGAGAGCUGUUGAAAAAGGGGAGGAUGGAUAGUGAUGUCGUGGCUUUCAAGCAUUUUUACGAGAGGAUGAUCGAAGAUAACGCGGCGGAUGAUGUUGUGAAGAGCGUGGUGGAUGUUGUUUCGGGGUCAGAGUGGAGUGAUGGGGUUGAGAAAGAAUUGGGGGAGAUCGAACUUGAGUUAUCAGAUCAUUUUGUCAUUAGGGUACUGAAGGAACUCAGGACUCGCCCGUUGAAGGCCUUGAGGUUUUUCCAUUGGGUUGGUCAGUGUUCCGGUUAUGAACACAAUACGAUUACAUACAAUGCGGUUGCGAGGGUACUUGCGUGGGCUGAUUCGAUAGGGGAGUUUUGGAGUAUGAUUGAGGAGAUGAAGGCUGCAGGUCAUGAGCUGGAUUUGGACACUUACAUAAAGAUUACGCGGCAGUUUCAGAAGAGCAGGAUGAUGGAGGACGCGGUGAAGCUGUAUGAGCUCAUGAUGGACGGCCCUUAUAAACCUUCUACUCAGGAUUGCAGCAUGCUUUUAAGGAGCAUCUCAGGGAGUGAUAAACCGGAUCUGGAUAUGGUUUUUAGAGUUGCAAAGAAGUUCGAGUCUGCAGGGAAUACACUCUCCAAGCCUGUUUACGAUGGGAUUCACAGGUCUUUGACAGGCGCAGGACGAUUUGAUGAAGCAGAGGAAAUUAUGAAGGUUAUGAGAAAUGCAGGGUACGAGCCGGACAACAUUACAUACAGCCAAUUGGUCUUUGGACUUUGUAAGGACAAGAGACUUGAAGAAGCCUGCAAUGUGUUGGAAGAAAUGGAAGCAGACGGACACGUCCCUGAUAUCAAGACUUGGACCAUUUUGAUUCAAGGGCAUUGCGCUGCUGAUGAAGUUGACACAGCGCUGAUUUGUUUCGCAAAGAUGAUGGAAAAAGGAUGUGAUGCGGAUGCUGAUCUGAUGGACGUGUUGAUAGAGGGGUUCCUUAGGCAGAGGAAGAUAGAUGGUGCAUAUAAACUGCUUGGCGAAAUGGUGAAAAAAGCUCGUUUAGUACCUUGGCAAGCCACAUACAAAAAUCUUAUCGAAAAUUUGUUAGAGGUCAGAAAACUCAAAGAAGCAUUCGAACUUCUUCAUUUGAUGAAGAAACAGAACUACCCACCUUAUCCAGAGCCUUUCGUCCAAUAUAUAUCGAAGUCUGGUUCUGUGGAGGAUGCUGCAGACUUUUUCAAGGCAUUGACUGUUAAGGAACAUCAAUCAUCUGCAGCGUAUGUCCAUGUUUUGAAAGCAUUCUUUAAGGAAGGUAGAUACACCGAGGCCAAAGAUCUGCUUCAUAAAUGCCCUCAUCAUAUUCGAAUGCAUGGUGAAAUUUGCAAGCUUUUUGGUUCUAGGGAAGGCAAGCAGAAGCGGAAUACUACAGAAGAUGGAGGCAAGCAGAAGCAAACUAGUAAGGAAGGCAAGCGGAAGCAGACUACUACCGAAGGCAAGCAGAAGCGGACUAAUACUUGACUUGUACACAGAUAGUUUCUUGUUGUAAUUUCAUGGUUAAACCCAUGAGUUUUGUAACCUCUACUCAUUUUUCAAGCCUACCAUACAAUGUUCUUAAAAUCUAAUGAAUCAACUAAGUUUUCCAGACAA
Molecule: messenger RNA, 2140 nt
Organism: Pyrus x bretschneideri (Chinese white pear)
Lineage: Eukaryota; Viridiplantae; Streptophyta; Magnoliopsida; Rosales; Rosaceae
Product: pentatricopeptide repeat-containing protein At3g48250, chloroplastic-like
Exons: 1
Coding region: 35-2011 (658 amino acids)
Biological process (GO): RNA splicing
Molecular function (GO): protein binding
Source: RefSeq, a predicted model, not a curated record